Lytechinus variegatus (green sea urchin) is the source of this 5720-nucleotide messenger RNA. RefSeq names its product alpha-2-macroglobulin-like. Gene Ontology annotation, molecular function: endopeptidase inhibitor activity. The transcript is spliced from 32 exons. The coding region runs from base 178 to 5004 and encodes 1608 amino acids. The record is from RefSeq and is a predicted model, not a curated record. Gene Ontology annotation, cellular component: extracellular region. Lineage: Eukaryota; Metazoa; Echinodermata; Echinoidea; Temnopleuroida; Toxopneustidae.
GGAACAGCCUGCAUGCCAUCACUCGCCAGGCGCAGCAGCAGACGACGCGACGAUUUCCAGGAAUUGAAAGAAGACUCUUGCCACCAAACCGGUUUUAAAAGGUUGGCUGUGAGGUGAAAAUUUCAUUAGCCUUUAACUCUUCAUACUACCUCGUCGUGAUCAACAUCAGGAUCAACGAUGGUUUGGUCAAAUGUAGCUCUGUUACUGUUAGCUGUGUGCUUCAAAUUAUCGCUGUCUACUGUCGUGCAGUUUGGUAGACUUGAGCGUCAAAAACUGGAAGUUCUGCAACUUCAGCCUCAGGUUGAGGCUGUCAAAGUUGCAGAACUUCCAGUUCCAGAACAGGCAGAAGUCGAAAGGGGCUUAGUAAUAACGUUUCCCGGGAAGGUCCACCUGAAUUCAACAGAAAGAGUAUGUUUCACUGCCGCAAAUGUCACAGGAAGUAUGGGUAUCGAAGCGAAGUUUGUCUAUGGGUUAGCAGUUGGACACAUUAGUACCUGGACUGGCGCUGAAAGAGAUGGAUGUGUGAAUAUUUCUACACAGGUCAAUCAUGGAUCUCUGCCUCGUGAAAAUCGCCAUCGUCCCCCAAGACAAGGGCAGAUUGAUUUGAAAUGGUUUGUUGAAAGGACACCAGGUAUUUUGACCUUGGAAAAAACCUACAUCAGAAAUGUUGCUGUUGUGCCUCUCAGGACCCAGACCUUUAUCCAGUCAGAUAAACCAAUCUAUCAACCAGGACAAAAAGUUCUUUUCCGAGUGAUGACUUUACUGUACCCCAGCUUGCUUCCUGAUACUGAAAACAGGAAUGAUAUUUGGAUUACGUCUCCCAGUGGGACAAGAAUACAGCAGUGGAGAAAUCAAAUCAGUAGUGAUGGCCUGCUUGAUUUGACCUUUGAACUUGCUGAAGAACCUGAGCUUGGAGACUGGAGGAUACAUGUUGGAGUGUUUCAUCCUCGCAGAGAAGAAAUAACAUCACAAGUCUUUAAAGUUCAAGAAUAUGUGCUGCCAAAGUUUGAUGUUUCAAUUCGUCAUCCAUCCUUUAUCUAUGCUGGUACCACUGAUCCGAUCACCGUUACGAUAUGUGCAAAGUAUACUUAUGGUCAGCCUGUACGAGGUCACAUAUCUGCAGUUAUUGCAGUAUUUGAUGAAUUUAACAGACUUCCAGGGACAAGCAACUUUGAUUUUGAAGAGGAAGCUGAAGAGGACACAGGUUGCAAAGAUAUUACUGUUGAAGCUGAGAGUUUAUUGCGAGAAGCACUUGAGUCACGCUAUUCUCGCCGUCAGCUGAGCUUGUAUGUCUCUGCUCAUUUCACGGAAAGGGGCACAGGUGUAAUGAUGAAUGCUACUAGUAGAGAUGCUAAGAUUGAGAAGGACAUUUUCUCAAUCAAGAUUAAAGGCCCAGAUUAUUUCAAACCCUUACUACCAUACCGUGGAAAAGUUGUAUUGACUUAUCCUGAUGGUUCACCAGUAGGCUUCAAAACGGUGAUAGUUUCGUGUCGUGACGACCGUCAGUCCUAUGAAACACGAGCCGAUGGAACAGCUGAAUUCACGAUCGAUACAACCCACAGAUCUUCAAUUACCUCAUUAAGCAUUAGGGCAGAAGUAGAUGGGUCUUCCUUCCCUGAUUUACCAGAAUAUUUCUCGUGGUCUACUACUUCACGGGCAUUCAAGGGGAUUACAGCAUGGUAUUCUCCAAGUGGUUCCUUUCUUCAAAUCUCAGAUAUCACAGAUACACUAUCUAUUAAUCAGCCAGUUCCUGUUCAUCUCCAUUUCACAUUGCCAAGGAAUGAGACACAGAUCACAUUCUUUUACAGGAUUAUUUCUGGAGGAAGAAUCACAGCUAGUGGUAAUUACAGCUGGACCAACAACGCUGAAAGCACAGCUGAUAGAGAUCUACCCAUUAUUCAGUCUGAGAUCGUCUCUCGAAUCGCAGCCUCUAGCUCAGCCUCUUCACGAUCUAGACGUCAACUCAGACGUCGUUCCUCUCCUUUUUGGCCAGGAUAUGAAGAUAUUGCCCCUGAGUUACCAAACUAUCAUAGGAACGGCACCAAAGCCAGUGCAGUCUUUUUCUUCAAUGCAAUAUCUGAAAUGUCUCCAAGUAGUAAAAUCCUUGUCUAUUAUAUCCGGAAGGAUAAUGAAGUGGUCAGUGCAAGUACUAACUUCAAAAUGGCAGCUGCUUUUAAGAAUCAGGUAUCGGUUGAGUUUGUCAAUGAGAGGGUGAUCCGACCAGGUCAAACUGCUUCUAUAGCUCUCAAUGCUAGAAAUGGCUCACUUUGUGCUUUGGGUGUUGUCGAUAGAAGUGUGCAUAUCCUAGGUGGAGACAAUCAACUUUCUAAAGAAAAGGUGAUGAAUCCUUUGAAUAGUUUGAAUCCAGUCCAAGGUUCAUUCAACAGUAGCUGCCCUACAGACUCUUCACGCUCAUCCUCAAGCAAGCAUGCUGAUAGUGCAGAAGGAUUUAGGAAAGCUGAUGUUGGUUUCUACAGUGACCUUAAGUUAGAAACCAGACCGUGUUGGGAGAGAAGGACAAUUCCCUGUACUUAUUGGCGUUGCUUCAGAGAUUCUCCAAGGAUCCUUGCAAUGAUGCCACAACAUAGGAUGCCAGGACUACCGGGUCCAAUGCCUGAUGCAGAAAUUCGCUUUAAUGCUCCUGUAGCAAUGCAAUUUGAUAUGGAUAUGGUUGCGGAAGUAAAUGUAGUACAAGAUACUCCAGGGCAAGAAGAAACACCGAUCACUGAACUGCGUAAUUACUUCCCAGAAACAUGGCUUUGGAAACUCAAUAGAAUAGGAUCCACUGGUCAACAUGUGAUAGAAGAAGAGAUCCCACACACCAUUACUGAGUGGGUUGCUAAUGCCUUCUGUCUCUCAUCUCAGUAUGGAAUAGGAGUAGCAGAGACUACAUCCAUCAGAGCAUUCCAACCUUUCUUUCUUUCCUAUACUAUUCCAUACUCCAUCAUCCGGGGUGAGAAGGCACCGGUCAAAGUGACUGUCUUCAACUACCUCAGUCAGUGCCUCAAUAUCCGACUGUCCAUGACUGAGUCUUCAAAUUUCACAAUUGAGACCCGCCCAGAAUCAGAGACUGUAGAGGUUUGUGGUAACUCUGCUGACACUUUGGAAUAUGAGAUCAUACCUACAGCUCUUGGUGACAUCCCAAUCAGAGUUACUGCGGUCGGUGAACCAAGUUCUGAUCGUGGUGAUCUUCCAAACGAUGCUACCUUCACUGAUGCUCUGGAGGAUACGAUUCUUGUUGAGCCUGAGGGUGCAGAACGAGAGGAGACCUUUAGUGAGUUGAUCUGCCCUCAUGAUGAAAGUAAUGGAGUUUUUGAGCAGACCAUCUCUCUAGAUCUACCAUCGGUGGUAGUAGAAGGAUCUACACGUGGAAGAGUACAGGUUAUAGGUGACAUCAUGGGACCAGUGAUGUCAAACCUUGAUAGUCUGUUGAGGAUGCCGUUUGGAUGUGGAGAGCAGAAUAUGAUUUUCAUGGCUCCUAACAUCUAUGUCAUGCAGUAUCUCUCUCUCACCAACCAGCUUACGUCAGAAAUUAAAGAGAAAGCUCUCAAGUUCAUGGCAAGUGGAUAUCAGAGAGAACUUGGAUACCAGCUAAUGGAUCACUCCUACAGUGCCUUUGGACAAAGUGAUGGGGUAGGAAGUACAUGGUUGACAGCGUUUGUUCUGAAGUGCUUCAGCCAAGCAAGAGAUUUCAUGGAUAUUGAUGAGAGAGACUUGGCCAGGACAAAACGAUGGCUGAUAAGCAAUCCUCAAGAUCAUGACAAUGGCUGCCUUGUCACGAGAGGACGUGUCAUCCACAGAGAGAUGCAGGGUGCAGUAACAAGUCCAGUAACGAUGACAGCAUUUGUUCUCAUAUCCUUAAUGGAGGCUGGUGGUGAUCCUCAGGAACAUUCCCUGGCAUCUGCUUUUGACUGCCUUCGAUCUAACAUUGAGGAUAAUGGAGCAACCAUGGAUACAUACACUCUAGCUAUCAGUAGUUACGCUCUAGGUCUUGGUGGAGACUACGUCACUCAAGCCAUAGCCCUCAACUUACUGAAUGGCAGGGCCCAUGGAAAUGCUGCUGGGAGAUAUUGGAAGAGAUCAGAACUACCAAGCAUGGAUGAAGAAGAUGAUCACCCACAUUGUCAUAGUUUCUGUAAGUCUGACUCCUCUGCUGUGGAAAUAACUUCUUAUAUCCUUCUGGCUUACAUGCACCGUAAUAUGCCUGUUAGUGAUGUUCUGAUACAAACCAUGCCAAUGGUUAAAUGGCUCAACACACAACGCAAUGGCAACGGUGGCUUUUCAUCAACUCAGGAUACCGUACUUGGACUCCAAGCAUUGUCUGAAUUUGCAGAACUUGCCUACGACCCUGAGGUACCGUUGGAUGUAACCAUAGAUGUCUCUGCUACGAGGGCUUCCCCCAAUAACCCUCAGGAGCUUAGUUUUACUGUUGAUCAUCACAACAGUCUGGUGUUACAGAGGGAAGAGCUUGAGGAGGUACCAACUGAACUGACAUUGACAGCUACAGGCAGGGGAUGUGUUCUAUUCCAGGCUGAAAUGAUGUACAAUGUACCAGUUUCAAGUCCCAAUCGUCUCCUCUUUGACAUUACCACAACGGUUAGAGAUUGGGAGACCAAUGCUGUCACUGAGCCUGGAGUGUGUGGAGAUAAGAUCCUAGACAUCUGUGUCAGGUAUGUUGGGAGUGAUAACGAGACUGGAAUGGCCACAAUGGAGGUCAAGAUGGUGUCUGGUUACGUCCCUCAUGAACAAUUUCUGAAUGAAUUACAGCGUGACUUAGGUCAUGCUAUCGGCUUCAAGCGCUUUGACAAAUACAAGCCUGGAGAACCUCUUUCGCUUUACUUUGAUAAGUUUGAUAAUGUUGUACGCUGCAUACCCAUUAAACUGAAGCAAGAGAUGUUUGUCAAGGAUACUAAGGAUGCAGUUAUCAAAGUCUAUGACUAUUACAAACCAGCUGUGGUUGGCUUCAAGAGCUACAAUACAUGUGAAGCUGAAGACCUAAAUUGAAGACUGCGGCACUAGACUUAUCAUUGCAAUAGCUCAUUAAUCUAUGCAAAAGACAAUGGUUUGGCUUACUAUAUAUACAAAAUCACAAAUAAUUGUGUAUGUAAAUAGCCCACAACUUAUGGACCAAAUUUUGAUACUUUUAUUAGUUUGAUUCCAUACAUCAUGCACAUGUUUAUUUUCAGUGCACAUUAUGUUUUAAUUUGGUGCUAAAUAUUCUGAAGCUUCAUAAAAAUUUCAAUAGAAUCAAAAUGAAAAUUCCUCAAAAUCCAUUUUGAGUAGUCUAGAACUCAAUGUUACUCUAUAUGUGGAAGAAUUCUAAAAGUACUCAUAAACAAGGUUUGUACUGACAUUUUAUUGUAUUAAUUGUAUGUAUGUGAACAUGUUUUGGUAGGGAACUUAAGUCUCAACGAUAGUUUUGGAUAAGGAGAGAUGCAAGAAUAGGUAUUUCUAUAUCAACUGUAAAAUGUUUGUGCUUUUAUAAUUGAAAACAAUUUAUUUUUACAUUUGUGUAUUCUAAUUUUUCUACUCUACAUGUAUGUUCUUUAAAAAAAAACCCAAGAAAGGUGAGCUGAAUGGGUACCUGUUAGGAAUUUAUUCCUUGAAAUGCAGCGUGCAUAACAGCUGCUCUGCUAAAGCCAGGGUACACCUGUAAUUAAGUUGGAUUACUGUAGAGCGCCAAGAGAUAAAGUAAGCGUUAAAGUGAUUGGUUAACAUUG